Punica granatum (pomegranate) is the source of this 3583-nucleotide messenger RNA. The record is from RefSeq and is a predicted model, not a curated record. NCBI's taxonomy places the organism in Eukaryota, Viridiplantae, Streptophyta, Magnoliopsida, Myrtales, Lythraceae.
GGAAAAACCUUCAUCGUUACAAAAGAGAGCCAAAAGAUACCGACCGACCCACCUCCGUUGCUUUGCUCUGCUCUCCCCUUUUGCCCAUUUCUUCUUCCAGAGCUUCCCUCGCAAUAAAAAUCAUUGCUUUGCAGAUAAGCCUGCUCGGGUCGGAAGGAAUCUCGACAUUUUCUCUGAGCAAGAAAACUCUGUUGUUCCUUAAAGACAGGAAAAGAUCCGUUCUUUGGUCCAUCUGAAUUAGGAUUUGGCCUAUUCUUGGUGGCCCAGAUAGAGCGGAACUCCCUGUUCUAAGGGACAAUUCUUGUUUUUGAUUCGUGUUUUGGUUGCUGGGUCGGUUUCAGUUUAUGCCAUGCCGUUUUUUCGUUGAUGCAACAGUCAGAAAAGAUUCGGCUUGCAGCGGCGUGAAUGUUGGGUUCUUGAAGUUUGAAUUUUUAUUCUUUUGAGCCCUAGUUGGAAUUUUUCGGGGCAUUGGUUUUGAGGGUUUUGAUGCUUCUUGUUGUAGUAGUGAUUGGAUAUGUGUAAAUUGAUUGCGGUUUGAGGUGGUGCUCUGUGUUUGAGCUGGUUGAAUCGUGUUCCGGAGGUAGAGGGAACCGAUUCUUGUGCAGAAGUUUGAUAAUUAAUUUGUAGUUUGUCUGAUCAAUUGGUUUCCGCGUUAUAGAUACGUGUUUGUUGUCUAGGUGAUUGGGUUUGUGUGGAAGCUGUUGAGCUCUUAGAGAUUAUAGAUUCGAUUUCUUAAUUUGGGGUUUGGUGAAUUUUGCCGUUCUGGCGGUUCUGGGGUAAUAGGUAUUCGAAAAGGAAAAGUCUUGACUGUGCUGGAUUGAAGUCAUGAUGAAGAAGAAGAGCAGUAAGAAGAAAAAACAGCCAGGACGAAGCUUGAGUAAUCUGAGUCAUGGAAAAACGGGAGAAAGCAGCCCAAAAGCAAUUGAUGAGGACACGGCUGUGUUCAUAGCGUUGUCUCAGGAGCUGAAAGAUGAGGGGAACCGACUGUUCCAGAAGAGGGAUUACGGAGGGGCUAUGUUGAAGUAUGAGAAAGCCCUCAAAUUGCUCCCGAGGGCUCACAUCGAUGUUGCCUACCUCCGGAGUAAUAUGGCCGCUUGCUAUAUGCAAAUGGGCCUGAGCGAGUACCCUCGAGCAAUCAAUGAAUGCAACUUAGCUCUUGAAGUUGCACCCAAGUACUCGAAAGCUCUCAUCAAGAGGGCGAGGUGCUACGAGGGCUUGAAUCGGCUUGAUUUGGCCCUUAGGGACACCAACAAUGUCCUGAAGAUGGAGCCCAACAAUCUAAUGGCGUUGGAGAUUGCUGAGAGGGUGAAAGCUUCUCUCGAAGAAAGAGGGCUAACCGUGAAAGACGAUGCCUCCAUUGAGUUGCCCCCUGACUAUGUGGAGCCCCCUUCAUCAGCUUUUAAGGCCGCAAAGAAAUUCAAAGAGAAGACGCAAAAGAAGAAGAACAAGGGGAAGAAGGCAUCUCCUCCACAGGGGAGUAACGAGAAUCAAGUUUUGAACAGUAACCAUGAGGAGAAGACUGAAGAGAAGAAGGCUGAGGAUAAGCUUGUGGUGGAGGAGAAAAUAAUGAAUGUGAAUGAGGAAGUGUCCAAGAGGAAUGUGAAGCUAGUGCUUGGGGAGGAUAUAAGGUGGGCUCAGUUGCCUAUCAACUGCAGCCUCCUUCACUUGAGGGAGGUUAUACAGGACAGGUUCCCGAGCUCCCGUGCAGUUCUUAUCAAGUACCGGGACCGGGAAGGUGAUCUAGUCACAAUCACGUCUGAUGAGGAGCUCCGGUGGGCAGAGGCAUCAGCCGAGUCUCAGGGCUCGGUCAGGCUUUAUGUGGUGGAAGUGAGUCCCGAGCAAGACCCGUUCUUUGGAAAAAUUUCAGUGAAGGAGGGUGUCGAGAAUCAUAAGGUUGAAGUAGACAGCAACACGCUAUCUGAGAAUGGGGAUUUGGUUAAACCUAAGGAAGCUGAGAAGCAUCCAACUUGCAUAGAAGAUUGGAUAGUCGAUUUUGCUCAGCUGUUUAAGAACUAUGUGGGGUUAGAUUCCGAUGAGUACUUGGACCUUCACGAGCUGGGGAUGAAGGUAUACUCGGAGGCAAUGGAAGAGACAGUCACGAGUGAGGAGGCCCAGAGCCUAUUUGGAAUGGCCGCAGAGAAAUUCCAGGAAAUGGCUGCUCUUGCUCUGUUCAACUGGGGGAAUGUCCACAUGUCUAGGGCAAGGAAAGGCAUAUAUUUGAACGAGGACGACUCAGAGGAUUCCUCUCUCCUUGAGAGGAUUAAGGACACUUAUGAGUUCGCCCAGGUGGAGUAUAAAAGGGCCAAAACAAGAUAUGAGGAGGCCCUGAAGAUAAAGCCAGACUUCUACGAGGCUCACUUGGCCCUCGGGCAGAACCUGUUUGAGCGGGCAAGGCUCUCCUGGUACUUUGCUAUUGGGAACAACGUUGAUCUCGAGAACUGGCCAUCUUCCACAGAGAUUUUAGAGCUCUAUAACCAAGCUGAGGAUAGUAUGGAAAAGGGGAUGCAGAUGUGGGAAGAAGCAGAAGAGAGAAGGCUAAAUGAGAUCUCGAGACCGAGCUCCACUAAACUCCAAAUAAAGAAGCUGGGGCUGGAAGAGCUAUCAGGUGAUGUUUCCUCAGAAGAGGCUUUAGCUUCUCAGAGGGCUUCAAGUGUGAGGAAGCAGAUCAAUCUCCUCUGGGGCACCAUGCUUUAUGAGCGCUCAAUUGUUGAGUUCAAGUUGGCAUUGCCUGUUUGGCACGAGUGCUUGGAUGUAGCAAUCGAGAAGUUUGAGCUGGCUGGAGCUUCGGAGACUGAUAUUGCUGUUAUGGUGAAAAGCCACUGCUCGAAUGAUAGCACAGUUGAAGGUCUGGGGUUCAGGAUUGAUGAGAUAGUACAGGCAUGGAAUGAGAUGUAUGAAGCCAAGAGAUGGCAGAGCAGGUUCCCAUCAUUUAGGCUCGAGCCACUAUUCCGGAGGCGGAUCCCCCGACUUUAUCAGGCCCUUGAAAAUGCUCAGCUACAGUGACUCCCCGAAUGUGUGAAACAGGAUAUCGCCCUUCUCGUAUCUCAUUGCUUUUGGAACGUAAGGUCUUCCGAUACCAAGGUUUUGUUCCCUAUUCCUCGUACUUAUGAAGUUGAUGUCGUUCUUAGUUCCGAUUCCCAUGCUGCUCCUGCUCUUCGCAAAGGGGAUGGCAUUUCACUUCUUUUGGUUACAUCAGGAUGGGCUUGCAGGUUCCGAUCAACUAAAAGCGCCUUCUUGCAUUCCAUGUUUUUUCUUGGAGAUGUUACUUAUAGUCAGAAGAUACGGUAUUGCCUUAGUGAUUCAUUGUUCUUUGGGAAGGUUGUAAUAAUGUAGAACUAGUAAGGGUUUGUUCUCUCUCUGUUUAUGUAAAUGAUUUUGGGGGCCCGGGGGGUGGGGCAAGGAAUGAAAAAAGAAUUAGUGUUAUUGUCUUGUAGGUCUGUAAUCCUCAUAUAAUUCGGUCUCAGUUAGUCUAUGCUGUAUUGUUAGUCCUACAGUGUCUUUGAUAUGAUGAAAACAGAAUAGAUACGGGUCGUUAUACAUUUAAUGUUGGAUUCUUGUUUAAUGUUGGAUUCUUGUUUUUUAA